Molecule: messenger RNA, 1003 nt
Organism: Drosophila suzukii
Lineage: Eukaryota; Metazoa; Arthropoda; Insecta; Diptera; Drosophilidae
Product: transcription factor 15
Biological process (GO): developmental process; regulation of transcription by RNA polymerase II
Molecular function (GO): RNA polymerase II transcription regulatory region sequence-specific DNA binding; protein dimerization activity; DNA-binding transcription factor activity, RNA polymerase II-specific
Source: RefSeq, a predicted model, not a curated record
GAAUCCACCGGAGAAUCCGCUCAGUUGCUCGCCAAUCGCCAGUCGCCGCGGUCAUCGGAUGGCGGUCUCAUCCUCGUACUUGAUGGCGGUAUUCGCCCAGGACAGCAAUAGCAGUGGCAGUGCCACCGGGAGCGGAUGCAGUGGCGCAGCCGCAGACUCCGAGGACUCACAGAUGGGCCUGGAAACCCUAGGGCACCAGGGUAGCCACGGGCAUCACGGGAGUCACAGGAGGCGGCCGCCGCGCCAGAAGAUCAACGCUAGGGAGCGCUACAGGACAUUCAAUGUAAAUUCCGCUUACGAAGCUUUGAGAAACUUAAUACCCACGGAACCCAUGAAUCGCAAGCUGUCAAAAAUCGAGAUCAUUCGCCUGGCUAGCAGCUAUAUAACGCAUCUCAGUAGCACCCUGGAAACAGGAACUGAAUGCCAGCCAUGUUUGCUACACAAAUACGAGAACGAAGGCAUCGCCAGGCGAAUCAGCAUUUGCACCUUCUGCCUAAAAACCAAAUGAAAUUGUUGAUAUCCGAACUAUUUAUUAAUAAGUGUACAUUUUUUUGUCGUAUCUACUGCAUUUAAAGUCCUUUUUGAAAACCACCUUUGAAUUGCGCGCCCAGCAUCAGCGCCAUCUAUGGAAAUUUCCUGCAACGAGAUGUAAACUGCUUGCAAAAACUGAACUGCUUUCCUACAUUUUUAGUACACCUGUGUCAUCUCGAUCUCUUAAUAUUUAUUAAAAUUUAAAUAGUAUAAGCAAAAUUAAUUUUAGAAAACCUGAAGAAGAAACGUACAACUCUUUGGUUCGAUACUUUAAAAGGGAAAUGACAAAAUAAAAUACUUUUCUAAUUGCCACCAAAGUGUCGCCCUCUGCUCGGCUGUUUUACGCAACGCAACAAUAACCUGUCACCACUGUUAAAAAUAUCUAAACGUAAGGCAAUGUGAGCUAAAACAAAUGCAACGCGUACAAACAAGAAGGUAUCAAUUAAAAUAAACAUUGAAAUAAACAUUUUAA